This is a messenger RNA of Salvia splendens (bonfire salvia), 2222 nucleotides long. RefSeq names its product Leucine-rich repeat protein kinase family protein (gene MEE62). The record is from RefSeq and is a predicted model, not a curated record. Bases 82 to 2100 code for a protein of 672 amino acids. Gene Ontology annotation, molecular function: protein kinase activity; protein binding; ATP binding. Gene Ontology annotation, biological process: protein phosphorylation. Lineage: Eukaryota; Viridiplantae; Streptophyta; Magnoliopsida; Lamiales; Lamiaceae. The transcript is spliced from 2 exons.
GAGCCUAAACUCACCACACCGCCCUCAAUAACUACUUCAACUACAUAAUAUCUCACUCUCUCCUCCCUCAUCCCUAUCAGAAUGAUGCUGAGACUGCUGCUCCUAAUCUCUCUCCUCUCUCUAUCAGAAUCAUCAACCUGCACCAACACCUCAGACCGCGCCCUCCUCGCCAAGGCAUUCGCCUCCGUCUCCGGCUUCAAACCUUCCUGGUUCUUCAACACCACCUGCUCCAUCUCCCACAUCAAUCUCUCCUCCAGAAACCUCACCGGCGCCAUCUCAUGGAAACACCUCACAAACAUCACCCACCUCCGCGCCUUAGAUCUCUCCGCCAAUCGCCUCACCGGCUCCAUCCCACCUUCCCUAUGGCUUCUCCCCAACUUAACCCAAAUCAACCUCUCCAGCAACCGCCUCGGCGGCGCCGCCGGACUCCCUAAACCGGCCUCGCUCAACUCCUCGCCUCUCCAAAAAAUCGACCUCUCCUUUAAUAGGUUCAGAAACUUCACUUAUCUAUCCAAUUUUCCUAAUCUCACCUCUCUCAAUCUUUCCGGUAAUGAUUUUCGAGUUGCGCUUCCGUUUUGGUUCACCAACCUAACUAAUCUCGAAAAGCUCGACAUAUCCGGCUGUAAUAUUUCGGGGAGUUUAAGGCCGAUUUCUGGUCUUAAAUCCUUGAAAUACUUGGAUAUUUCCAUCAAUCGUUUUACCGGUAAUUUCCCGGCUGAUAUUCCGUCGUUAGUUAAUCUGAGUUUCUUGAACGUCUCGUUCAAUAACUUCUCGGGUUUUCUGAAUUCAAAAUACAUCGACCGAUUCGGCAAUUCCUCCUUCAUCCACGCCGGCAAUCUCACCACCACCGCCGCAGCCACCGCCCCUGACUUGCAUAUAAAGCCCACUCUCCGCCACAAACCGCCGCCGCAAAACCAAGAAAUAAACCUCGGCCCAAUCAAGAAACCGAAACCCAGAUCGAAAACUCGGAAAAGAUUCAUUCUUGCGGCGUCGGUAGCUUCAUCCAUCGCCGCCCUCGCCCUCGCCUCCGUGCUGGCGUGUUACGUGUGCAGAAAGAGGAGAAGAGCGAGGCAGAGCAAAUGGUCCAUCUCGACGCCGAUCCAAACCCCGUUCAGAAUGGAGAAAUCAGGGCCGUUUUCGUUCGAAACAGAGUCAGGGUCGUCGUGGGUUGCCGACAUCAAAGAGCCCACCUCCGCCGCCGUAGUCAUGUUCGAGAAGCCACUGAUGAACCUCACAUUCAAGGACCUCAUCGCCGCCACGUCACAUUUCGGCAAGGAGUCCCUGCUCGCGGAGGGGAGGUGUGGGCCCCUCUACCGCGCCGUGCUGCCCGGUGACAUCCACGUGGCGAUCAAGGUUCUUGAGAAUGCAAGGUGCCUCAGCCGCGACGACGCUGCCGCCAUGUUUGAAGACUUUUCGAGGCUCAAACACCCUAAUCUGCUGCCUGUCUCUGGCUACUGCAUUGCAGGUAAAGAAAAGUUGGUACUGUACGAGUUUAUGGCCAACGGCGAUCUCCACCGUUGGCUGCACGAGCUCCCAACGGGGGCGCCCAACGUGGAGGACUGGAGCGCCGACACGUGGGAAAUCCAAAGUGGGGCCCAACAAAGCAGCCCCGAGAAGAUGGAGUGGCACACGCGCCACCGCAUCGCUCUCGGGGUUGCGCGUGGGCUCGCCUACCUCCACCACGCCCGGUCGAAGCCCGUGGUGCACGGGCAUCUGGUGCCGUCGAACAUCUUGCUGGCCGAUGACCUCGAGCCGCGGAUCACCGACUUCGUGGCGAGCCAGGACCGAUCCGGGGGGUCCACCGAGGAUGAUGUGUACAGUUUUGGGGUUGUGCUGGUGGAGCUGUUGACCGGUCAACGGGGCUCGGGCGACGCGGUGGAUGGGGUGAGGAGGCUUGUGAAGGGCGGGGAGGGGGCGACCGCGCUCGACUCUAGGCUGAGGGGGUGUGGCGACUCGGUGAGUCAGAUGGUGGAGUGCCUCCGAGUCGGGUACUUGUGCACGGCGGAGUCGCCGGAGAAGAGGCCGACCAUGCAACAAGUUUUGGGCUUGCUUAAAGAUAUACAUCCGACCCCCUUGGAAAUGGUCUCAAGUCACGAUUGAAUUCAGAUGUUUAUUUUUUUUUAGAUUUGAAUUGCUAUAUUUAAUCGAGCUUUCAAUUAUUUUGGCUUGUACAUUACUCUAUUUGAUGGCUCAAGAAGAUAUUUUUCAACUCUUUUGCUAAA